AUGGUGUUCUACAGGAAGGAUCAAGAGUCGCAGCAAUUGACGGACGAGGAGAGGCGCAAGAAGAGGAUGAAAUGGACGAUCGGCAUCACCGCCUUUGUCAUCUUCCAGGUAGUCCAGGCCCUCUUCUUUGUCCUUGUCAUCAUGAAGUUCAAGUCCCCCAAGUUCAGGGUCGGCGAGUUCGACAUCCAGUCCCUGAACGCUGGUACUCAGGCCUCGCCCUCAUUCGACAUGACCUUCGUCGCCCCGAUCCGGAUCAAGAACACCAACUGGGGCCCCUUCAAGUACGAUGCCACCACCGUUAACUUCGUCUACGGAGGCGUUCAGGUGGGAGAGGUGGCUAUUCCAAAGAGCAAGGCCAACUUCAAGUCCACCAAGAAGAUUGACGCCAACGUGACCUUGAACUUCACAAACUUGCCGAGCGAUUCGACUCUUGGGAGUGAGUUGAGCUCAGGAGUUAUAACAUUGAACAGCCAAGGCGAGCUCAAAGGGAAAGUGACAGUUAUGUUCAUGUUCAAGAAGAACAAGACCUCGCAAAUGAACUGCACUAUGGCCAUUGAUGUGUCUGCAAAGGCAUUGAAGUCCUUGUCAUGCAGAUGA
Eucalyptus grandis is the source of this 597-nucleotide messenger RNA. RefSeq lists its product as uncharacterized. The transcript has a single exon. Bases 1 to 597 code for a protein of 198 amino acids. The record is from RefSeq and is a predicted model, not a curated record. Lineage: Eukaryota; Viridiplantae; Streptophyta; Magnoliopsida; Myrtales; Myrtaceae.